GGAUGAUCAGCCGUGAUCAUAUUGAAUGGCGAAUGGUGCAGGCUGGAAGGGCCGAAUGGCCUCUACUCCUGCACCUGUUGUCUGUUGUUAAAUGUGAAAUGUUGGUGUACUAAGGUGUGAUUUGUUUUGUCUCCCCAGCAGGAAGCUGGCCAGUACCCCCUGAUGUGGAACCCGUAUCUGACCCUGCCCCUGCUCCUCUGGCCCCUGGCCUGGGGGUACAGCUACCGAAACUGCAUGGAGCUAUCCGGACGGGAGUCUCCCGGGAGCUUCCAGUGCGUGCACCGUUUCCUGAGCCGGGUGUCGGCCGCCGUCUCCGAUCUUCCCGCCAACGCCUCCCAUCUCAACGUGUCCUACAAUCGUAUCCAGACCCUGAGUCCCGGAGAUUUUAGCCGCCUGCCCCGUCUGCUGACCCUGCGGCUGGACUUCAACUGGAUCCGGGAGAUCGGGCCGGGAGCUCUGGACAAUUUGACCGGUUUGUUGACGCUGAAUUUGUCGUUCAACAUCAUCUCCAGGCUGGGCCGCUCGGACUUCCUGGGCCUGGUCAGCCUGACCGACCUCCUGCUCCAACACAACCGCCUGUCCGCCCUUGACCCCGGCUCCCUGGCCCCGCUCGCCAACCUCCAGGACCUUGUCCUCCACAACAACCGCCUGUCCGAUUUCUCCCAGCUGACGGCCGCCGUCUCCGACUUGAGCCGUUUGGCCCGGCUGGAGUUGGGCCGGAACCGGCUGGUCACUCUCCGCCCCUCCCCCGCGUCCCUGCCCCCGUCCCUCCGCGUCCUGGGCCUGUCCGCCAACUCCCUGGUCUCGCUGGACGCCAGGCCGGGGCUGUUGGCCCGAGUGGCCGUGCUUGACCUCUCCGACAACCGGCUGGGCCAGGCCGCCGACUUCUCCCGGCCCGAUCUGCGCGGAGUCCGGUGGCUGGUGGUCAGUGGGAACCCCCUCAACGUGUCGGCCUUCUUGGCCAGCGCCUGGCUUGACCCGCGGAGGGUGGACUACUCCGGCCUCGGGCUUCGUGGUCAGCAGGGCCUGGCGGACCUGUGUCGCCACCCUGGGCCUCGGACCAUGAGGCGCCUGGUUCUCAGGGACAACCACAUCUCCCACCUGGGGCCUGGUUACCUGAAUGGCUGCCCGACCAUCCUGGAGUGGGACCUGUCCCGCAACAACCUGACCUCUGUCGGAUGCCUGCAGUUCGACUCCAGGCGGGGGGGCGUCUCGUUCACAAUCGAACACAACAGGAUCAAAUCCCUCUACCGCUGCCCGGGGGCCGUGAGGGGGGAGGAGGCCCUCAGACCAAAUCUAGGCCCAGGUCUAGGCCCAAAUCUAGGCCCAGGCAUCAGCCCAAAUCUAGGCCCAGGCAUCAGCCCAAAUCUAGGCCCAGGCCUCGGCCAAAAUCUAGGCCCAGGCCUCAGCCAAAAUCUAAGCCCAGGCCUCAGCCCAAAUCUAGGCCCAGGCCUCAGCCCAAAUCUAGGCCCAGGCAUAGGCCCAAAUCUAGGCCCAGGCCUCAGUCCAAAUCUAGGCCCAGGCCUUAGUCCAAAUCUAAGCCCAGGCCUCGGCCCAAAUCUAGGCCCAGGCCUCGGCCCAAAUCUAGGCCCAGGCCUCGGCCCAAAUCUAGGCCCAGGCCUCAGCCCAAAUCUAGGCCCAGGCCUCAGCCCAAAUCUAGGCCCAGGCCUCAGCCCAAAUCUAGGCCCAGGCCUCAGCCCAAAUCUAGGCCCAGGUCUCAGCCCAAAUCUAAGCCCAAAUCUAGGCCCAGGCCUCAGUCCAAAUCUAGGCCCAGGUCUAGGCCCAGGCCUCAGCCCAAAUCUAGGCCCAGGUCUAGGUCCAAAUCUAGGCCCAGGUCUCAACCCAGGUCUAGGCCCAGGCCCGGGCCUCUUCCCCAACCUCACCUUCCUCUCCUUCCGCUACAACCGCAUCUUCACCAUCUACCCCGGCGCAUUCGCCCACGCCCCGGCCCUGCGGACCCUGCUGCUCAACGUCAACAACGUGGCGGUGUUGAAGAGGGGGGCCUUCUCCGGCCUCCCCGCCCUGCGCCUGCUCCGGCUGGACAACAACCUGAUCACCGACGUCUACGCCGACACCUUCCGCCGCCUGCCGUCCCUGCGGCGGCUCAACCUGCGCAACAACCGCAUCUCCGUCAUCUUCGGCGGCGUCUUCUCCGGCCUGGCCCGGCUGGAAAUCCUGGACCUGGGCGGCAACAAGAUCAGCCGGCUGGGCAACGAGUCGUUCCGCGGGCUGGCCGGCCUGACAAAGCUGUACCUGGACGGCAACUACAUCGGGCGGGUGGACCGCGGGAUAUUCGCUCCCUUGCCCGGUCUGGGCGUUCUGGAUCUAGCCAGGAAUUUGAUCCGUUACAACAGCGCAGCGGUGGUGGUCUCCCCCUUCCUAGGCCUCAGCAAACUCCGCCACCUCAAACUCCAGGCCCAGCAGCCUUACGGGAUCAACAUCGUCCCCCCGGGAUUCUUCGACGGCCUGGUGGCCCUUCAGUCCCUCUACAUCGGGGGCAAUAAGAUGUCCCUGGCCAAGGAUGUCUUCAAGGAUCUGUCCAACCUGACGGAGUUGUCCAUGCCCGAUGCGUGCAACGGCGUGCACUCCCUAGGCCCCGGAGUAUUCAGGAACCUCCAGAACUUGGAGGGGUUGGAUCUGGAGAACACGGGACUGCAAUCCAUGUCCCUGGACAUGGUGGGCAACCUGUCCAGCCUCAGGGUGUUGCUGUUGGCGAAGAACGCCAUCGAGGCGGUCCCUCGAACUGUGCUCGAACAUCUCCCGGCCCUCAGCUACCUGGACGUGCGGAAAAACCCCUUCACCUGCACCUGCCGGAAUACCUGGUUCCUCAACUGGUCCCUGGCCGACCCCGACACUCAGGUGGUCUACUUCUACAACAACACCUGUGCCGAACAGCCCGACGAAUACCUGUAUCGUUUCGAUGCCCGCGUUUGCUACCAGGACCUGGGCAAGCUGGUGUUCCAGGCCACCUUCCCGCUCCUGCUGGCCUUCAUCGUGUUUCCGAUUGUAUACGCCAAUGGUUACUGGCACCUCAAGUACGGUUUGUACAUUCUCCGCUCGUGGCUGAGCGACCUGCGGGCGAGAGAGGCCCGCGCCGGCUCCUACAAGUUCGAUGCCUUCGUCUCCUACAACUCGCUGGACGAGGAGUGGGUUUUGUCGGAGCUGGUGCCCGCACUAGAGGCCGACGGUGGGCCCCGGGCCUGCCGGCUCUGCCUGCACCACCGGGACUUUGAGCCGGGGAAGUACAUCGUGGACAAUAUCGUGGACAGCAUCUACCAGAGCAGGAAAACCAUCUGCGUGGUGAGCCGGGCCUACCUGGGCAGCGAAUGGUGCUCCAUGGAGUUGCAGCUGGCCAGCUAUCGGCUGUUCCAUGAGCUGAAGGACGUGCUGGUGCUGGUUUUCCUCGAGCACAUCCCCCAGGCAGAGCUGUCGGCCUACCACAAGAUGAGGAAGGUGGUGAAGAAGAGGACUUAUCUCCAGUGGCCCACGGACCGCGAUGGUCAGAAGCUCUUCUGGGUGAAGGUGAGAGACGCCAUCAGAGGCCCCAACGCCCCCGAGGAGAUCAGCCCUUCCGUUGGGCCUCAAUAGAGCAAAGAAAUAAUGACGAGAUGGACUACAGCAAGCAGAUCACUCAACAAACAGACAACAGACAAUAGACAAUAGACAAUAGGUGCAGGAGUAGAGGCCAUUCUACU
Leucoraja erinaceus (little skate) is the source of this 3695-nucleotide messenger RNA. Its product is annotated as toll-like receptor 13. Gene Ontology annotation, molecular function: transmembrane signaling receptor activity; protein binding. Gene Ontology annotation, cellular component: membrane. Gene Ontology annotation, biological process: toll-like receptor signaling pathway; inflammatory response; immune response. NCBI's taxonomy places the organism in Eukaryota, Metazoa, Chordata, Chondrichthyes, Rajiformes, Rajidae. The record is from RefSeq and is a predicted model, not a curated record.